AUGACAAUGAUAACUAUUGAUUACAUAAAAGAUAUUAUAAAAAGAUCAGAUAAAUUAUCAGAGGAAAUUGACCCUGAUCAAACUCCAUAUAAAUCAAAGUAUGAAGCUAUUGAGUUAUUGAAAGAAUUAAAAAAAGAGAUAAAUGAAAAUGAAAAAGAAUUAAAUCAACAACAGCAACAAGAUAUAUUAGAUUAUUUAGUAGUUAUUGAUUCAAAACUUGGUGAAUUGUUUAUAGCAACUGAAGAGAUUACACUUGGUCUUAAUAUUUGUAGGGAUUGUUUGAAAUCAUUAGAAUCAAUUAAAAACAAAUUCCCAUUAGAAACAAUAUCAACAUUUCAAUCAAUUGCAAUUAUAGAUAUAAAUAAAAAUCAUUUUGAAAAUGGUAAACAACUCUUAAUAAAAUCUGAAAAUUUAAUUAAUCAAACUAUUGAAAAACAACAAGAACAAGAACAAGAACAAGAACAACAAUUUAAAGAUAAAUUAGAAUCAUUACAAUUACAAAAUUAUUUUUAUUUUGCACAAUUAUAUGGUUUAUUAAAAGAUUCAGAAUUGGUAAAUAUUAUUAUUAUUAUAAUUAUACAUUUAUGUAUAAAUUCAUCAAAAUAUUGUGAAUUAACAUUACGUAAACAAUUAAAAAGAAAUAAUUUUGAUAGAUUAGAAUGGUGUAAAAAUAGUUUAAUGUUAGCAGAAUAUUAUUUAUCAGAAUUAAAUUUUGACUAUGCAAAACAAUGUUUUUUAGUUUCAAAUUAUAUAUGUAAAGGGAUUGAAAAUGAAGAUGAUAGAGAAGAGACCCAAGCAAAUAUUUACUUGGUUAUGGCUAAAUUCUAUUUAGAAUUUUUACAUUUUUUUAGAGAUAUAGAGAAUUUAAAUCAUUGUCAUAGAGUUAACAACAACAACAAAAAUAAUAAUAAUGAAAAUGAUAUUGAUUUUGUUCAAGGUGGUUUAUCAUCUAUAUCAUUAUCAGAUAAACAAAAAGAGAAAGAGAAAGAGGAUAAAUUAUUUAACGAAAAUCAAAUUAAAAAAGAGAAAAUGUUAGAUUUAAUCUCUUUUAAUAAACGUUCUUUAAAUAUUGAUAAACCAUUAUUCACUGAAUUGGGUAGUGAACUAUUAGAUAAAAUUUAUAAUCAUUCAACUUUCACCUCACCAAUUGAUUUAAUAGUUGUAAAAGAUCAACCAUCUGCAAGAGAUAUCUUUUUAAAAUCUCAACAUUUCUUUAACAAAUCUAAAAAAUAUUAUAAAUUAGAUGGUUUUGUAUCACAACAUAUUAAAAUUUUAUUUGAUCAAAUUAAUUUAUUUGAAUAUUUAAAUAUGUUUGAAAGUAAUGCUGGUAGAAAAAUUGGAAUACAUAAGAAAAAGAUUGAAUUAAUUCAACCAUUACUAAAAGAAUUAAAUCCAACUUAUUUCUUAUCUUCAAUUAGAUCAAUUUAUUUUAAAAUCGCUGAAAUAUAUAGUGAAAUUUCAAAAAUAUAUCAAUGUGUUUGUACAAAUCUAAGAGAAAUUCAAACUUACAAUGAAUGUUAUAAUGAUGGUGAAGUACCAAAUUCACCAAAGAUUACUGAAGAAGAGAAAAUGAAAUCUAUUAUUGAGGAUUUUGAAGUUUAUAUUAAUGCAAAAUUAGAAUUAGCUGUUUGUCAUAAAAAUGUUAAAGGUGUUAAUAAAUUAGUUUUGGAACAUUUGGAAAAAUCUUUGAAUUUGUUUAGAUCAAUUAUCACUCUAUUAGAUUCUGUACCAAAAGAUAUCUCUUCAAGACAUACUCAAGAAUAUCAUUUAUGCUCCCAAAUGUCUUCAUUAUUACCACAGAAAAUUCAAUUUUUGUCAAGUAAUAAAACUCCAAAUCCAGGUCAAUGGGACAACACCAGACCAAAUCAAAUUAUUUUUUAA
This is a messenger RNA of Dictyostelium discoideum AX4, 1881 nucleotides long. RefSeq lists its product as hypothetical. The record is from RefSeq and is a predicted model, not a curated record. The transcript has 7 exons. The coding region runs from base 1 to 1881 and encodes 626 amino acids. Lineage: Eukaryota; Evosea; Eumycetozoa; Dictyosteliales; Dictyosteliaceae.